Messenger RNA from Aureobasidium melanogenum CBS 110374, 879 nucleotides. RefSeq names its product DUF1183-domain-containing protein. The transcript has 3 exons. Gene Ontology annotation, biological process: regulation of store-operated calcium entry. Bases 1 to 879 code for a protein of 292 amino acids. The record is from RefSeq and is a predicted model, not a curated record. NCBI's taxonomy places the organism in Eukaryota, Fungi, Ascomycota, Dothideomycetes, Dothideales, Saccotheciaceae. Gene Ontology annotation, cellular component: endoplasmic reticulum membrane.
AUGCGGGUAUCCGCUCUUCUACUAGCCCUCCUCUCAGGCCUCAAUCUAUCAGACGCCCUCCGCAAACCAUCAAACAGCGUCCUCCUUUCCAAAAUCUCUAGUCUCACCUUACGUGCUGGUCAGAAAACCAGUGCUCGUCGCAGUUCUCCAAUUCCACAGCUUCAAUGCACGGGUGGCAAUGCACGGGGUCUCUACGAUGUGGACGUGAUGCGCUGCACCAAUGCCGGCUCUGACUACGACGACGACAAUGUACAAUGGACUUGCAAGGCUUCUCUACCUCCGGAAUUCAAACUGGGUAGUACAGAUGUUUCGUGUGAGGGCUAUGAUUCUCCCGAGGAUCCUUAUGUCUUGAAGGGGAGUUGCGGUGUGAGCUACAGGCUUGUGCUUACUCAGGAAGGCGAGAGAAAGUAUGGUCGGAGGGCAGAUGGGGAUGAGAGAACUGGCCCAGCUUCGACUGGCGAGAAACUCAUCUUCUGGGCUUUCUUUACGUUUGUUGCAGGCAUGAUUGUCUACGGAGUUUGGGAUUCGUGCGUCAGAGGAAACAACAGACGCCCACCGCACGCAGGGCACGGGUAUGGAGGUAGUUGGGGAGGCGAUGACAAUGAUGACCCACCACCACCUUACACGCCAUAUGGCAAGCCAAGCUCAAGUCGCAACUACGGCACACAGAACGGACAGGCUUGGAGACCUGGUUUCUGGACUGGUGCCGGUGCAGGAGCUGCUGCAGGUGCCGCUGCAGGAUACAUGGCUGGAAACAGAGGCAAUGCCUCAAACAGAUCUAAUAGUAAUGGCUGGGGUGGCAGCACAGGCUCGAGCUCUCCUACGCCAUCGUCGUCGAGAUACGAGAGCACCGGGUUUGGCUCAUCGAGCCGCAGAUAA